AUUUUUCAACAGUUCGGAUGACGUUACGCGAGUAAUUAAUAAUUUUCAAAAUAGGUUUAUGGUUGCAUUAAGUGAAGUUAAUAAAGUACCUGAUGGUAUGAAAGUGGAAUCACAAUCUGAAGAAAAUAUGAAAUCAAAAUUUAUUGAUAUUGGACCGAAGAGUUUGUUAGCUAUAGGAACAACUUAUGAAACACAACAAAUAUUACAUGGUACUAAAGUACUUGGAGAGAAAAACAUGGACAAUUUUAAUAAUCGCAAAUUAUGUCUUGUAAACAUUGAUCACCAGAAUGUUGCUCUUAGUUACACUAAUAAUUAA
Racocetra persica is the source of this 316-nucleotide messenger RNA. The record is from the annotation of a GenBank genome assembly. NCBI's taxonomy places the organism in Eukaryota, Fungi, Glomeromycota, Glomeromycetes, Diversisporales, Gigasporaceae.